AUGAAUAUGUGGGAAGUAAAAGCUGAAAAGCCAUCAUUUGUGCAGUCAUUAAGAUCUUUAAUUGUGGAAUCUGGUAAAUCAGCACAAUUUGUCUGCAGAAUUGAGUCUAAAACUGAAGCAAAAGUAAAUUGGUACAGAGAUAAAACAUUAAUCAAAGACUCAAAGGAGUAUAAAACAACAUUUACUGGAUCACUUGUAAAAUUAUUUAUUGAGAAAACUUCAAUUGAACAUUCUGGUAUGUAUACCUGUGAAGUUAUUAAUGAAUAUGGAAGAGAAGAAAGUUCAGCAGAACUUAUUGUAAGAGGUAGGUAUUCAGUCAGUUGAAUAUAAAUUUUAUUU
Molecule: messenger RNA, 339 nt
Organism: Centruroides sculpturatus (bark scorpion)
Lineage: Eukaryota; Metazoa; Arthropoda; Arachnida; Scorpiones; Buthidae
Product: twitchin-like
Exons: 4
Coding region: 1-324 (107 amino acids)
Source: RefSeq, a predicted model, not a curated record